Molecule: messenger RNA, 1215 nt
Organism: Rangifer tarandus platyrhynchus (Svalbard reindeer)
Lineage: Eukaryota; Metazoa; Chordata; Mammalia; Artiodactyla; Cervidae
Source: the annotation of a GenBank genome assembly
AUGGCCGAGUCUGUGGAACGGCUGCAGCAGCGGGUCGAAGAGCUGGAGCGGGAACUGGCCCAGGAGAGAAGUCGCCGCGCCCUUGGGGGCGGCGACGGAGGAGGCGGUCGGGCCCGCAUUGCAAAUAUGAGCUCCGAGGUGGUGGAUUCCAACCCCUACAGCCGCCUGAUGGCUUUGAAACGAAUGGGAAUUGUGAGUGACUAUGAGAAAAUCCGUACCUUUACUGUAGCAAUAGUAGGUGUUGGUGGAGUUGGCAGUGUGACUGCUGAAAUGCUGACACGAUGUGGCAUUGGCAAGUUGCUACUCUUUGACUAUGACAAGGUGGAACUGGCCAAUAUGAAUAGACUUUUCUUCCAACCUCAUCAAGCAGGAUUAAGUAAAGUUCAAGCAGCAGAACAUACUUUGAGGAACAUUAAUCCUGAUGUUCUUUUUGAAGCACACAACUACAAUAUAACCACAGUAGAAAACUUUAAACAUUUCAUGAAUAGAAUAAGUAAUGGUGGAUUAGAAGAAGGAAAACCUGUUGACCUAGUUCUUAGCUGUGUGGAUAAUUUUGAAGCGCGAAUGACAAUAAAUACAGCUUGUAAUGAGCUUGGACAAACAUGGAUGGAGUCUGGGGUCAGUGAAAAUGCAGUUUCAGGGCAUAUACAGCUCAUAAUUCCCGGAGAAUCUGCUUGUUUUGCGUGUGCUCCACCACUUGUAGUUGCUGCAAAUAUUGAUGAGAAGACUCUGAAACGAGAAGGUGUUUGUGCAGCCAGUCUUCCUACUACUAUGGGAGUGGUUGCUGGGAUCUUGGUACAAAAUGUGUUAAAGUUUCUGUUAAAUUUUGGUACUGUUAGUUUUUACCUUGGAUACAACGCAAUGCAGGAUUUUUUCCCUACUAUGUCCAUGAAGCCAAAUCCUCAGUGUGAUGACAGAAACUGUAGGAAGCAGCAGAAGGAAUACAAGAAAAAGGUAGCAGCACUGCCCAAACAGGAGGUUAUUCAAGAAGAAGGAGAGAUAAUACAUGAAGACAAUGAAUGGGGUAUUGAGUUGGUAUCUGAGAUUUCAGAAGAGGAACUGAAAAAUUCUUCAGGUCCAAUCCCUGACUUACCUAAAGGAAUUACAGUGGCAUAUACAAUUCCCCAAAAGCAAGAAGAUUCUGUACCUGAAGUAACAGUAGAAGAUUCUGAAGAAAGCUUGGAAGACCUUAUGGCCAAGAUGAAGAACAUGUAA